AGAGACCUCUGGAUGCAGUCAUUGACAAAGGACACAGGCAUGAGUGUGGCCUCUGUGACACUUGCCAGUGCCCUGCAGGUCAGGGGUGAAGCUCUGUCUGAGGAGGAAAUCUGGUCCCUCCUGUCACUGGCUGCUGAACGGCUCCUGGAAGACCUACGUAAUGAUUCCUCAGACUAUGUGGUUUGCCCUUGGUCACUCCUGCUUUCUGCAGCUGGAAGUCUUUCUUUCCAAGACCAUGUUUCCCACAUAGAGGCUGCCCCAUUCAAGUCUCCUGAGCUGCUACAGGGACCAGAUGAGGAUGAGCAGCCCGAUGCCUCACAGAUGCACGUCUAUUCCUUAGGGAUGACUCUCUACUGGUCAGCAGGAUUUCGUGUUCCACCAAACCAGCCCCUGCAGCUUCUGGAACCCCUACACUCCCUCCUGCUGGCCAUGUGUGAAGACCAACCUCAGAGACGGAGGCCACUGCAGGCAGUUCUGGAAGCCUGCCGGAUUCAUCAGGAAGAAGUGGCCGUGUUCCCAGCCCCUGCCAGUCUUCAUGUCAGUCGGCUGGUGGGCUUGGUGCUGGGCACCAUCUCUGAGGUGGAGAGGAGGGUUGUGGAGGACAGCGUGCAGGAGCAGCAGAGCAGAAGCUGCUUUCUCAGGAGCAGGCUGCAGCGGGCUGGCAGUGAGAGCCCCGGAGCUCCGGCCUCUGACACUAUGCAGCCUCGGAGAGUUUCCAACAGAAGCCCAGAGACGCAGAGCUCCUUGGAGCGGUGCUGGAGUGCCACAGCGCACAGUCGCAGCAGCUUCGUUACCAGCAGGGGUCAGCCAGGGGCAGGUCCCUGUGAUUGUGAGGAGGGUCCUCGGUGUGGCUCUGUGCCUAUGCUCUUGGCAGAAGCAGAAAGCUCGCAGCCAGCGACAUCUUCUCCAAGGGAUUUCCUGCAAAGAAAGGGAAAGUGCCCCAGACCAGAGUUCAUCCUGUUGGCUGGAGAGGCCCCGGUGACCCUACAUUUGCCUGGAUCCAUUGUGACCAAAAAAGGGAAAUCCUACUUGGCUCUCCGAGACCUCUGUGUGGUCCUACUGAGCGGACAAUGUCUGGAGGUGAAGUGUGAUGUGGAGUCCACAGCAGGAGCUGUCUUCACUGCUGUCAUGUCCUUCACCAACCUUGAGGAGACCACCUACUUUGGCUUGGCUUAUGUGAAAGAUGAAGAGUUCUUUUUCCUGGACACAGACACCAGAUUGUGCAAACUUGCCCCAGAAGGCUGGAGAGAGCAGCACCCAAAAGGUUCCAUGAACACUUUAACACUCUUUCUGCGGAUAAAGUUCUUUGUCAGUCACUAUGGGCUGCUCCGGCACAGCCCAACAAGGCAUCAGUUUUACCUGCAACUUCGAAAAGACAUUUUAGAAGACAGGCUGUAUUGCAACGAUGAGACACUGCUGCAGCUGGCAGUCCUUGCCCUGCAGGCUGAGUUUGGCAAUUAUCCUAAGGAGCAGGUGGGGAGUAAAGAAUACUUCCGAAUUCAAGAUUACAUCCCGGCAAGGCUUAUUGAGCGGAUGACAGCAAUCCGGGCCCAAGUAGAAGUCUCAGAGAUGCACCGACUCAGUUCUGCGCCGUGGGGAGAGGAUGCCGAGCUAGAGUUCUUAGAGGUUGUUCAGCAACUCCCAGAAUAUGGAGUCUUGGUUCACCGCGUUUUCCCAGAGAAGAAGAGACCAGAAGGGGAAUUGGCCUUGGGGUUCUGCACCAAAGGCAUCAUAGUCUACAAAGUGAAAAGCGGCUGCAGAAUGGCAACAUUACAGUUUCCUUGGAGAGAAAUUGGGAUGAUUUCAACUCAUAGAAAAAAGCUCACCAUCACCAGCAGCAGCACUGGGGAAAAGUUCACCUUUGUCACCGAUUCAGCCAAGACCUGUAAAUACUUGCUGGGCCUCUGCUCUGCCCAGCAUUGGUUUAAUGCUCAGAUGGGCUUCGAGCCGCCUCCGCAUCUUCUAACUGUUCAGGAUAAGUUCAUACAAAUAGCCAACGUGAAUUCUGCACACAAGACAAAGGUCAACCCUCUCACUUGGAUUCAGAAACUGUCAUGCUCAGAAAAUGAGUUGUGUGUACCCAGGUUGCAGAAUGCCAUAGGAAGCCAACUGGGUACAUUUGUGGACAACACACAAGGCAACAAGGAGCCCAGGACAAAAGGAAUCAGAAGCAGUCCUUACACCGGCCGAGAGCAGCUGAACAGCAUCAGUAUGAUACAGAAGCCACCUCAUAUUCUCUCUGGGAUACCUCCUCAGAGCAUAUGCACAGGGUCACAGACGAGCAGAAGGAAGAGUUUUACGGAAGAACCCAACCAAGACAUUGUGUGUGUGACACUGAAGCGGGACCCACGUCGUGGUUUUGGUUUUGUCAUUAAUGAGGGAGAAGAUCUUGACCAAGCAAAGCCUGGCAUCUUCAUAUCUUCUCUUAUACCUGGGGGACCAGCAGAAAAAGCUAAAAAGAUCAAACCAGGAAGCAAGAUACUAGCCUUGAAUCACAUCAGCCUGGAGGGUUUCACGUUCAACAUGGCUGUUAGAAUGAUUCAGAAUUCUCCUGACAACAUAGAAUUAAUCAUUUCUCAAUCAAAAGGUGCUUGUGGAAAUAUCCCCGCUGAUGAAAAGAACAGCACAUCAAGUUCUGGCAUGCUAUGUACAGACAUCCUGAGCAACGGGCACCUGGGAAGACAGUCAGCACACACACAUGACCAAGGAAGAAAUGUCAGAGGACCGGAAAUGGCUCAGGGUGCUGGUUCUUGUCCUCCAUCACCUCCAGAAACCAAUGCUGGUGAAAUCUACUUUGUGGAGCUGAUUAAAGAAGAUGGAACACUUGGAUUCAGCGUGACUGGCGGCAUUAAUACAACUGUACCGCAUGGAGGAAUCUAUGUGAAAUCCAUCAUUCCUGGAGGCCCAGCUGCCAAGGAAGGACAGAUCCUACAGGGUGACAGGCUGCUGCAGGUGGAUGGAGUGAGUCUUUGUGGCCUCACUCACAAGCAGGCUGUGCAGUGUCUCAAGGGGCCUGGGCAGGUGGCACGGCUGGUCUUAGAGAGAGGAGGCCCCAGGGCUGCAUGUCCCUCUGCUGACGGCAGGAUGGGAGACGAGCACAUGGCUGUUUCCCUGGUAACAGGCAGGCCUGGCAGACCUGCGAGCUGUGUCUCAGUGACAGAUGGUCCUAAAUUUGAAGUGAAACUGAAGAAGAAUAGUGGUGGUUUGGGAUUCAGUUUCGUGCAGAUGGAGAGAAGAAACUGCAGCCACCUGAAGAGUGACCUUGUAAGGAUUAAGAAGCUCUUUCCUGGGCAGCCAGCUGAAGAGCAUGGGGCCAUUGCAGCUGGAGACAUUAUUCUUGCAGUGAAUGGAAAACCUAUAGAAGGCCUAGCUUUCCAGGAUGUGCUCCAUUUAUUGCGUGGGGCUCCAGAAGAAGUGACGCUCCUCCUCUGCCGACCCCCUCCGGGGAUACUGCCCGAGAUGGAGCAGGGAUGGCAGACCCCUGAGCUUUCAGCAGACCAAAGAUUCACCACGACAACAUGUACUGAAUCAGAGCAGAGCCCCAGCCUCGAUCCAGAGGACAGCUGGAGGGACAGUGCCUCCCUGGACACAGGAGAAGGCCUGGGUCUCAGGCCAGAGUCUUUCUACAAGGCUGUCAGAGGGAUGAAAGGGGACCAAGACAGACAGAGACCCUGGCACAGGUCCUUGAUGCACCCUAUGGAGUCCCAUCCUCACCUGUGCCAAAUGCACCUAGAGCCAGAGGCAGCAGCAUUGGCUACGUCUUUGGAAAAGGAUGUGAGGCAAAACUGCUAUUCUGUGUGUGAUAUCAGGAGACUGAGAAGAUUUUCCUUCUCGUCUUCUCUAACCCGAUUAGCAACAGAUCUUUUCUGA
Molecule: messenger RNA, 3870 nt
Organism: Psammomys obesus (fat sand rat)
Lineage: Eukaryota; Metazoa; Chordata; Mammalia; Rodentia; Muridae
Gene: Frmpd2
Product: FERM and PDZ domain containing 2
Exons: 30
Coding region: 13-3870 (1285 amino acids)
Cellular component (GO): cytoskeleton
Molecular function (GO): protein binding
Source: RefSeq, a predicted model, not a curated record